Molecule: messenger RNA, 2789 nt
Organism: Capsaspora owczarzaki ATCC 30864
Lineage: Eukaryota; Filasterea; Ministeriida; Capsasporidae
Product: GTP-binding protein
Exons: 3
Coding region: 30-2705 (891 amino acids)
Cellular component (GO): mitochondrion
Molecular function (GO): GTPase activity; GTP binding
Source: RefSeq, a predicted model, not a curated record
CUUCACUGCUCUUUAAGGGAAGCUCUGUCAUGCUGAGCCGCAGUGCUCGCAUCGCAGACGCAUUGCGCGGUGUCGCCGGUCGACUCGCACAGCAGCCAAGCCACGCUGGACACCAUCAUCAUCAUCGUCAUCCCAAUCACACUGCCCAGCGAGUCCGAUCCAUCCACCAGUGCAGUGCGAUGACCAUGGCCGAGACUACCACGAGGAGGAGCACGGCCGCGAUGCUGCUGUUGAUGCUGCCAGCCCAACCCGCACUCGCAGGCCCUGGCUUCGUGCAGAGGAAUGGCGCUGCAUCAUUCCACACGAGAGCGACGGCGGGCGACGGGCAUGCGGCGGCGGUCGCGCUGGCUCCUGCUGCUCGUCGGGGUGCUGCCAAGACGAAGACGCUUCGACCGGGAGGCCGCCGAUCGCCGCCGCCGCGAGCCGCCAAGCCGAUGCGACGUGGCGCCAAGCACGCACGACUGGGCAAGGAUCGCGGUGGCAUGCAGCGUGGCGGCGGUGGUGGCAAGAUGCAGUCGAGGUUUGCAACCCGCGCUCCACGCGCGCCGUCCGCUAUUGAGCAGAUCGAGGCAGCACACCAGGCACAGCGCGAGAGCCAGGCUGCAAGCAAGGGCAAGAGUGUGUCGCCGCCCGUGCCGUUCCACAAGGCCACUGCGCAGCAAAUCCGUGCUCGCUACGCGGCAUCAUCAGCAUCGGACGACACUCCCGUUAGAACUCGCCGUGACAAAGACAGAACGAUGAAUCGCAAGUCACUUGCGGCACCGCGGUUGACCCGUCGAGAGCGUCAAGCAGCCGCGAGCGCCGAGAACGAGAAUGACAACCUCGAUGAUGAGGAGGAUGCUGAUGCAGACUUGGAGCCAUACAAUCCGAAAAUCCGCAUUGGCAUGCGAUCGCGCUCAACGCGCUCGGGCAAUGCGGUAGCCGCUGCAGCUCGCUCGCCUCAAGCGUCGACGGUGCCAGCGGACAAGGACAAGGAGCUGUCGUACUCGACCUGGAUGACGGUUGAUCUCGACGGCGUUCGGCGAAACAAUGCGCUGCUGGCCAAAAGUCGCGGCCGGAACAAGCCCGUCGAUUGGGACGAGGUCAAUGUGUUUGCAUGGGACCAGGUGGUGGACCUGUACGGCGAGCUUGCUCAACGUCAAAACAAGGCCGCUGCGACCGCCGCACAGAGCGUCGACCUGCUGGGCUCCUUUUACAAGGGUCAAGGCUCUAAAUCGCCCAUCAAGCGCAUGAUCAAGGACGCAAAGUUUGAGCAUUACUUUGCCAAUCUUGCCAUGCCGCAGCAAAAGCGCAUUCGCAACCUCAUUGCUCAGCGAGCUGAGGACGCCGCGAAAGCUGUUGCCGCCGAGUCUGCGCUCCAGCGAGCACCAGCAGUCUCCGUCAACUCCAAAGUGGACGCGAGCGCUUCCCAUGAACGAGGCGACCCAGAAUUGUCCGAAAAUGAUGCUGCUGCUCUCGACCGUCCUUCUUCUGCCGAUGGUCCCAUCUCUGCAGCACAGCGCAAAAAUCUGUAUCGAAGCAAGCAAGGGUUUGUCGACCGAGUCCGCAUUUCCGUCCGCGCCGGAGAUGGUGGAACUGGCCGGCCUGCAGGCACGGGUGGCGCUGGUGGUUCAGUGUACCUUGUUGUCAAGCAAACGGGCUCUCUCGCCAACAUACCCAAGCUCGUCGAGGCUGGGCGCGGUGCCGAUAGUCGCGAGCGUGCACCCCGUGGCCGUGGCGGAGACGACAGCUAUGUGUCUGUUCCACCGGGAACUGUGAUUUCGGAUGGGCGCACUGGCAAGGUCAUGUUCGAUGUCUCGACCAUUGGCGAAAGCUACUUGCUCGCCAAAGGCGGCGCGGGUGGCGGCCAGGACGGCGGACUCCCGCGUGGUGGGAAGGGUGAGCAGCUGCCUUUGAAUCUCGAGCUCAAAAGCAUUGCCGAUGUUGGUCUUGUCGGAUUUCCCAAUGCCGGCAAGUCAACGCUGCUCACAGCCAUUUCAAACGCCACCCCCAAGAUUGCUCCGUAUCCCUUUACCACGCUUCGACCCCAUAUCGGUGUCGUGCAGUACGAUCAGUUCACCAGGAUUGCUGUCGCCGACGUGCCUGGCCUUGUUGAAGGCGCACACCAAAAUGUUGGCAUGGGCCAUCAAUUCCUGAGGCACAUUGAGCGCACUUCAGCCCUCCUGUACGUCGUUGACGUGAAUGGAUUCCAGCUGUCCAUGGAUUCGCCCUUCCGGACCCCCGCAGAGACAUUCCGUCUGCUCUUCGAUGAGCUGUCCGUGUACGGCGGCGGCGGCAUGGAACGACGACCCUUCAUUGUGGUGCUCAACAAGAUGGAUCAGCCCGGUGCAUCGGCAGCUGCCACCAAGUUUUAUGCCGAAUUUUCCGAAGUGUUGCGGCAACUUGUGAGUGAGGGUCGACUCCAGCUUGAUCAACUCCAGCAACUCAUCACGCUGAGUGCCAGCGAGCGCACGGGCGUCGUAGAUUUGCGCAAACACCUCGGCCUCCUUGUUCAGAAGGCACAGGCAAUUCAAGCAGCCGAACUCUCUGACAAGGACCAGCAUCCUUCCACGGGCUCGGACGCGUUGUCGGAAGAUCGCGACUCUGAUGACGAGCUCAGCGGAGAGGACGAGAUUCUCACCGACGACAUUCGACGGCAGAUGGACGAAGCCGACUUGCAUCACCAGCAGCAGAUAGCUUUGGCUUCUUUGAGCUCACGCCGGUAGAAGAAGGGGAUUUUCUUAUACCUGCGCGCGCAGAGGUGCUUUGUAAUUGUAAAAUGUACUUUAUAAAAAAACAGAAGAAACCCG